AUGGAGCGAGAUCUCACAACGCUCCCAUCUCGUCCCAAGGGCUUGACAAAAUCAACAUCGGGCGCAUCUUUCGGCGAUGGCUCUGCAAUGUCAGUGCCAGUUCUAGGAUCUCAUCCCCUAGGAACUCUUCACGUUCAUCAAGUCAGCGAGACACCUCAUCAAGAAGAAGACGAUGAUGACGGCCCCCCACCUCUUGAUCCUCCCUCGACACAGAAAGAGACUACUUCUUUAUAUAAAACCUCACAGCACAACUCUUCGAAAUCCCUCCAGAGUCCGACCUGGGAGCCUUUGGAACACCACCUAGGAGGCGGCGACGUGGUUCUCAUUCUUGAUUUGCCCGAGGUCUUUACUGUUGGAUAUGACUCUAUAUCAUUUACAGCUAAGCAUUUUGGCGGCAUCAGAGAUAUACCCCCAGGAGCUCACUUCUUCUGGGUAGCUCAUCCUGGAGGCAUGUCCACCCGCUGUGGCUUUUGGGUUGUCGCGAACAAUACCAAUGCUGUCCAUGUUAUGCAAUGGGACCGCUUCAACGAGGUUCUCGGCGACUCUGCUCGUGCUGAGGCACGCAUCCAGUCCGACAAUCUCGAGGCUAUCCACUCUAAGCUGGUCCCUUACCAAGACCCAACUGCGGUAAACGCUGCCCGUGGAGAUCUGGCUCAAGCUGCCUCGCAAAGAAAUUUCAACAUGUGGGAGCAGCUCACGGGCAAGGUCAAUGAGAAUCUCCUCAAUCGAGUGACUGGUCAAAAUUACGACAACUGGACGCUUCACACAGGCGAUCGUGUCAAGGGAUCAGUACUCAUGGCGGCUGAGAUGGAACUCGACAACUCGCUCUCAAAUCCCAUGCUCAUGGCUCGUGAGCUCAACUUUGCCUUUAGCCAACGCACAAAGACAUACUCGACAGACAACACUGGUGCUGACCGGACCCUUGAGGCUACGGACGCAACUCCUUACAUCCUAUCACUGAUCGAUGCGUCUCAUAAUGGUCUCACUUCUGACGACGUUGUUGGAGAAUUUCAGUUCACAUUCGUCGUGGGUGUGCACCUUGGCAAUGAUUCAUGUAUUCAGCAGUGGUGGCAUAUGCUGCUCAAGAUAUUUCUCCGCGCCUAUCUUCUUCCCGCACGCCGACCAUCUCUCGCUGCUGCUUUCAUUCACACUCUGACCGCACAAUUGACGUAUAGUGCCUCUUGGCUUGAGGGUUCAAUCCUGGACUCUGCCGAGUCACAGACCCGAGAUCUGCGACUUGCACUUACCGUAUACAAGCGCCGCCUCGAGGAACUCAUGCAAGGUCUGGGUAACCAAGCUACAUCAGAUCAGCUCAGCGUCGCCACAGCUUUUGCAGGUCUCGAGGCUGUUGCAACAAACAUGCUCGAUUGGGAUCUACGCGGAGACUACUUGCGUCGUGGUAAUAUCAUGAUGGAGGAUGGCGAGGAGGUGGAGCUGGAAGAUGCGGACAUGGCAGCGGAAGACGAACGUGGUGAGUGGGCGCCAGAAAUUGUUGACCUGGACGAGUCUGGACGGCAGCGCGAUCUUGUCUCGUGGAACGACUAG
This is a messenger RNA of Fusarium poae, 1545 nucleotides long. RefSeq lists its product as uncharacterized. The record is from RefSeq and is a predicted model, not a curated record. Bases 1 to 1545 code for a protein of 514 amino acids. Gene Ontology annotation, biological process: spliceosomal tri-snRNP complex assembly. The transcript has a single exon. NCBI's taxonomy places the organism in Eukaryota, Fungi, Ascomycota, Sordariomycetes, Hypocreales, Nectriaceae.